UGUUCCUAAAUAAUAUUGGAAUUAUGGCAAAGAAUACUCUCUCUCCUUUCUUCUUUGGUUUGCUUUUCCUAGUCUUGAUUCCUUUCAUCUCUCGACAAGGAGGAGGUGUGAGCAGUCAAUCGACUAAAAACUACUGCAAUCCUGGAACUGGUAGUCCUUUCGGAUAUAGGGUUCAACAGAAUACUUGUUUUGGUUGUAAUAGUUAUUGUCAAUCACUUGCCCUUCCUGUAGGAUCCCCUCGGAAUUCGGGUGUUCAAUCGGGGACGUGCUUUCAGGUUGCCGCUCCUGGACCUGUUUCCCAAUAUGUUUGCUUGUGUUGUGUUGCUUGAAGCAAAAUCUUAUGAAUCUCCUCAAUGAAUUGUGUUUUCAUUGCACCACCACGGCACUACCAAUACUAUACACAAAUUGUAUACGCAAUCUUCUAUCUCUCUCUUAAAAAUGUAACCACGGAAUAAGCAAUGAACAAAUGAGAAAACACUGAAUCUCUUAUCA
This is a messenger RNA of Papaver somniferum (opium poppy), 492 nucleotides long. RefSeq lists its product as uncharacterized. Bases 24 to 329 code for a protein of 101 amino acids. The transcript has 2 exons. The record is from RefSeq and is a predicted model, not a curated record. Lineage: Eukaryota; Viridiplantae; Streptophyta; Magnoliopsida; Ranunculales; Papaveraceae.